AUAAGUAUUGAUAUAGCAAUAUAUUAAUGAGUUUAUAAAAUGUUUCUUAAUUUAGAACGAUUUGGAGUUAUCCCAAGUAAAUAUUCAUAUUUCAUAUAUCAAAGAUUAAAAGCCGAUUUCCGGAGAUUAUAACAAGGAACUACAAGUGAAACAUUUAAAAAAAAAUCUGUUUAUAAAAAAAUAUAAGGUCCAGUAUCCAUAAUAUUGUCAUAAAAUGCGACUGCAAGUCUUCUUUUUUGCAUACACUUUUAGUAUGUCUAUGUUAUCUUGCCAAAAUUUAAUCGGAAGUAAUAUAUGUAGAUAUGGAACGAUCAUGAUUUGUUGUAAGGAUUUUAAACAAGUCGGAAACACAUGUAUAGAAUGUGAUCCAGGCUAUAGGGGAACUAACUGUUCUGCGACCUGUCCAGCCAAUUACUUUGGUCAGCGAUGUGGCCAGAAAUGUGAUUGUUUGCCAUUUCAGUACUGUAAUGCAAAGAGUGGUUGUCAAUGUAACGAGACAAGUGCAAGUUGUCCUGAUUCUAAUGAGACAAAGAAAACAACUGGAGAAGGAACGGUGGGAACCAAUUACCAAUACAAUAUUGCCCCACCUUCCAAUACUUGUGCCGUCCAUGAAGGAUUCCCGUCAGCCCUCUCUUUCCUUCCCUUGAUUUUUAUCGCAAUCACAGAUUGCUUAAGAAACAAAUAAGAGGUGUUCAUUCUCCGGUGGUUAUUUUACUGGAAAAACAGGAUGUGAAGAAAAAAUUAAAAAGUCAAUUUUUGUUUCAAUACAAAACAUAAAUAAAAAUAAUUCGAAAUGAAAUAUUGUGUUUUAUUUAUUUCUUCUAUGUAAUACAAUACACAAAUUGACAAAAAUACCAUAUUUAAACAUAAAGAGGAUUAAUAUGCCCAAUGUUACACAUGUUAAGCUGUAUCUUGGAGUACG
Molecule: messenger RNA, 922 nt
Organism: Saccostrea cuccullata (small rock oyster)
Lineage: Eukaryota; Metazoa; Mollusca; Bivalvia; Ostreida; Ostreidae
Product: scavenger receptor class F member 2-like
Exons: 6
Coding region: 215-685 (156 amino acids)
Source: RefSeq, a predicted model, not a curated record